This is a messenger RNA of Scomber japonicus (chub mackerel), 1380 nucleotides long. RefSeq names its product decapping enzyme, scavenger (gene dcps). Bases 1 to 993 code for a protein of 330 amino acids. Gene Ontology annotation, molecular function: RNA 7-methylguanosine cap binding; hydrolase activity. NCBI's taxonomy places the organism in Eukaryota, Metazoa, Chordata, Actinopteri, Scombriformes, Scombridae. Gene Ontology annotation, biological process: deadenylation-dependent decapping of nuclear-transcribed mRNA. The record is from RefSeq and is a predicted model, not a curated record. Gene Ontology annotation, cellular component: nucleus; P-body. The transcript is spliced from 6 exons.
AUGGCAGACACCACAGCUAAGCGUGAACCUGACACUGUUGAAACUGAUGAAUUAACUCAGAAAGUGAAGAGGGCGAAAACGGACUCUAAGAAUGGUCGAGGAGAAGUUGGAGAUGAAUUUGAAACAGAUGUGCUCUCUGGUUUCCAAAGCUCCGCCGUGCUGAGCGACUCUGGCCGGGAGAAAACCAUCUUUAUCCGGGGAAAGCUUGCAGAUGAGGAUGCUGUGGUUAUCCUGGAGAAGACUCCCAUCAGAGAGGACACCCUGGCUGAGCUCUUCACUGGCUCCAGGCUGAAGCUGGAGAUGAAGAACGACAUCUACAGCACAUACCGGCUCCAGCCUCCUCCUCACCUCAAUGAGAUCAAAACUACAGUGGUGUGUCCGGCCACAGAGAAGCAUGUAAAGAAGUACCAGCGUCAGGAGAGUUUCCUGGUGGAGGAGACGGGCGAGGACUAUAAGACCAUCACUCUGCCCUACAUUCAGAAGCAGAGUUUUAGCGUGCAGUGGGUACUCAACAUCCUGGAGAAGAAGGCGGAGGCUGAUCGGAUAGUGUUUGAAGAUCCAGACAAGGACGUCGGCUUUGUCCUCCUGCCGGAUUUCAAAUGGGACCAGAAACAGGUGGAUGAUUUAUACCUGAUUGCCAUCACACAUCAGAGGAACAUCAAGAGUCUCAGAGAUCUGACGUCAGAUCAUUUACCACUGCUUCAAAACAUCUUCCAGAAGGGAAAGGAGGCCAUCCUGCAGCGCUACAACCUGCCAGCCAGUAAGCUGAGAGUCUACCUGCACUACCAGCCCUCCUACUACCACCUCCAUGUCCACUUCACCAAGCUGGGCUACGAGGCACCGGGCUGCGGUGUGGAGCGCGCCCACCUCCUCGCAGACGUCAUCCAAAACCUCCAGGCCGACCCUCAGUACUACAAAACCAGGACCCUGUACUUCCCCCUGAGGGCGGACGACGGACUGCUCAGCAAGUUUAAGGAGGCGGGGAGGCUGUGACUUCACUAAGCUCGCACUCAAUCUCCAUUUCUAAACUCCCGUCCAGACUGUGUAGUUUAAACUAUGAGACGCAAACCCAGCACCUUUUUUUUGGGGUUAAGCUACAAACAUUAUCUCUGUGCUGAUGUCGAUUCAUGACUUAAAUUAUAACGAUCCAGAAGAGAUUUCAUUAAAGGACAAUUUCACACUGUAACUGAUAAGUAAUCACCAAAUUCUUGUGCUUAUUUUAUACAUGUUUGGAUGUGUUAUUUGUACAUUUUCCAGUCUGGAUCCUCACUAAGGUGUUUUAAUAAUCAUUUUGUAUACUGUCCAGUUUUCAUUAUGAGAUGAGAUUGUAGGAGUGGAUGUGACACCAGUGGAUACAUUAAUUAUCUGUAUAAACUGAUG